AAUUAAUAAAGUAAAAUGAUACGACAUAUAAUGAUAAGAGGGAAAAAUAUACCUUUUAUAAAGGGAGAGAAUGUUUUGAUUGAUCAUUUUAAUAAGGUGGAGAAGGCUAAGAAGUUUUAAAAUUAUAUAAACUCUUGGGAAUAAUCGAGUGUUGAAGUGAGGUAAAUAGAGGUAUCUUAUGUGUACAUGUUUGGAUAAAAUGUUGGUUUUUUAAAUUUGAUAGUGGAUGCAUAUUUGAAUGGAAUAAAGUUACCAGGGUUUGUAUUUUUGAGAGGAGAUGCUGUGGCAAUUUUGUUGUUGGUGAAUAAGAAGAUGAUUUUGACUUAGUAAUUUCGAGUGCCUGUAGGUAAAUUUACAAUAGAAGCUCCUGCUGGUAUGAUGGAUGAAUAAGGAGAUUUUGGAGGAGUGGCUGCAAAGGAAAUAAAGGAGGAAACUGGUAUUAGCAUACAACAUAAUGAAAUGAAAUACUUAUAGGAUAUUUUAGUAUCACCAGGAGGAAGUGAUGAAGUAAUUCAUCUGUUUGUAGUGGAGAAGUAAAUGGAUGAAACAUAAUUAUAAGAGUUAUGUUAGAAAACACAUGGAGAAGAAGGAGAAGGAGAACAAAUUAAAUUAUUGAUUUAAGAUUAUACAUGGGAAAAUGUAUUAAAGACUUAGGAUUCCAAAUUGAUAGCAGCAGCUGCAGCAUAUAAUCAUAAAAAAUGAUAUUAAAAUAUAUCAA
Messenger RNA from Paramecium sonneborni, 718 nucleotides. The record is from the annotation of a GenBank genome assembly. Lineage: Eukaryota; Ciliophora; Oligohymenophorea; Peniculida; Parameciidae.